Molecule: messenger RNA, 615 nt
Organism: Brugia malayi
Lineage: Eukaryota; Metazoa; Nematoda; Chromadorea; Rhabditida; Onchocercidae
Exons: 6
Coding region: 1-615 (204 amino acids)
Molecular function (GO): RNA binding
Source: RefSeq, a predicted model, not a curated record
AUGGAUUAUUUCCCUGGAGCAGUAUCGGCUUUUCUUGUAAGAGAGGGGAUGACACUAAAAAGCGGAAACGAAAGAAAGGAACUGAAUCAAGGAAUGAUGAGUCAGUGGUUUUGUUCAAGAAAUCUGUCACUAAAUCUCACCGUUUUGAAUUGUCCACUGGUGAAAAGAAGUUGCAGCCGAAGUCAGCAGGAUUCAAUGGAACUGAUUGUCUCAUAUCAGAAAGUUGAGAUGAAAAUUCAAAAGGGAGAAACAAUAGCGAAAGAAGAAACUAGAACUAUAUUUGUUGGAAAUGCGCCAUUGUCAAGCACUAGGAGAGGAAUCAAAAAUUGUUUCCGCAGUUCGGUACUGUGCGAAAUCGAUAGAAGCAGGUUUGGCGUUUCUAAAAAUGUUUCUUUCGUGAGAAUAGUUCGGGACCCGAAGACUGAUAAUAGUAAAGGUUUUGCUUUUGUGGCAUUCAAGGAGAAUGCAGCCAUACCACUUGCACUACAGCUUGAUGGAUCGAUCUUCAAAAGCCGUCCAUUGCGUGUCAAAAGAGUACAGAGCAAGACAAGAAGUCAUCAGCAUUCGCUGAGAAAUAUUGCGAAACAACGUACUGAUCACAUGCUAAGAACGUAG